Molecule: messenger RNA, 1473 nt
Organism: Phymastichus coffea
Lineage: Eukaryota; Metazoa; Arthropoda; Insecta; Hymenoptera; Eulophidae
Product: putative inorganic phosphate cotransporter
Exons: 7
Coding region: 1-1473 (490 amino acids)
Biological process (GO): monoatomic anion transport; transmembrane transport
Cellular component (GO): plasma membrane
Molecular function (GO): transmembrane transporter activity
Source: RefSeq, a predicted model, not a curated record
AUGAUCGAUGUCAAGGAUGAAGAUCAUCAUCCUCCAAACAAAUUCGGUUCGAGGCAUGUUCAAGUGUUCUUAUUGUUCCUGGGAAUGGUGAUAGCUUAUGCGCUCAGAGUCUGUAUGUCAGUGGGACUUGAGGCUAUGACUGAUAGUAAAAGUAAAAUUGACGUUCCGAUAUAUGACUGGAAUUCGUACCAAAAAAAUAUGAUCCUUAGCUCUUUUGUCUGGGGUUACGUAUUGACCCAGAUUCCUGCUGGGCAUAUAGCAAACACUCAUAGUGCUCGAAAACUUUUGGCUUUCGGAUUAGGAAUGAGUGCCAUCAUUAAUAUAUUUACACCCUUCUUGGCUCAGUAUGGUUACAUACCUGUCAUUGUCAGCAGAGUCGUCAUGGGUUUACUCCAAGCAUGUUUACUACCUUGCACACAGACUUUACUUUCACGCUGGGUACCACCAUUAGAAAGAGCUCGACUAGGUUCAUUAGUAAUGAAUGGCCAACCCUUUGGUAUUGUUGUGACAAUGCCAAUUUCUGGUGUUGUGGCAGCAUCUGGGAUUGGGUGGCCCAGUGUAUUUUAUAUUUUUGGAGCGGUCGCUAUCGCUUGGAGUGUUCUAUUUUUUUAUUUGGGCGCGGACCGCCCAUCGGAUCAUCCUAGGAUCUGUCCCACAGAAGUAAAUUAUAUUAACAAUAGUCUUGGAAACUCGUGCAAAAUUGAACAAGUUAAGAAGUCAAAAGUACCUUGGAAAUCUAUAUUGACAUCUCUGCCCAUGUGGUCUAUAUUGAUCGUCCACUCAGGAUAUAGUUUUGGAUUUUACUUACUUCUUACAAAAUUACCAGCUUAUAUGAAGAAUGCGCUUAAUUAUGAUAUUUCAAGUAGUGGAUUGGUCUCAGCUCUACCGUACUUAAUGAUGUGGCUUAUGGGUUUCCCAAUUAGUUGGAUUUGCGACUAUGCACUCCGCAAAAAUGUGACUAUCGCUGUUGUCCGUAAAAUUAGCAAUACUAUUGGUCUCUGGAUUCCAGCUGUUGCUUUGAUAGUUUUAUCCGUAAUUACUACGAAUAAAACUAGCAUUCUCGUUUCAAUUUUGGCUGUAGCAGUGGGAUUCAAUAGUGGCAUCACUUGUGGUUUUCAGAUUAAUCAUAUUGAUUUGAGCCCAAAUUUCGCGGGUGUUAUGAUGUCCUUAACUAAUGCAGUAGCUAACAUUUUUAGUAUUUUUGCACCGUUAAUCUGUGGGGCCAUCGUAUAUGAUGAGGCAGAUAUAUCACAAUGGCAUAUUAUGUUCUACAUUACCGCUGGAAUCUACUUCGUUACGAAUUUGUUCUUUAUGAUCUUUGGUAGUGGCGAAAUUCAGUUAUGGAACUACCCGAAUGGCCAACCAAUACCUGAUCAAACUAGGAAAUUUUCUGUGAUUUCCAUAACUGGAGAAUCAAUCUCAGUCUCUGUUCCAGAAAAAAUUAAGGAAAGAGAGUAUCAAACUUCGUGCUAA